AACCCGAAGUACACCACAUCCAGGAUACAUACUUUCUGUGAUCAUAUAAUUCAGUCCUUCAUUGUAAGAUAGUUUGUAUUUCCAGUUUGGUUGGGAUAUUUUCUAUGGCAUCAUCCAGCAACUACUCCACUGCACUGAUCUCUGAAUUCCUCCUCAUCUGCUUCCCUAACUACCAGAGUUGGCAGCACUGGCUGUCCAUGCCCCUCAGCCUCCUCUUCCUCCUGGCCAUGGGGGCCAACACCACCCUCCUCAUCGUCAUCUGGCUGGAGGCCUCCCUGCAUGAGCCCAUGUACUACCUGCUCAGCCUCCUCUCCCUGCUGGACAUUGUGCUCUGCCUCACUGUCAUCCCCAAGGUCCUGGCCAUCUUCUGGUUUGACCUCAGAUCCAUCAGCUUCUCUGCCUGCUUCCUCCAGAUGUUCAUCAUGAACAGUUUCCUGACGAUGGAGUCCUGCACUUUCAUGGUGAUGGCCUAUGACCGCUAUGUGGCCAUCUGCCAUCCACUGCGGUACCCUUCCAUCAUCACUGGCCAGUUUGUGGUCAGGGCUGCUGUCUUUGUUAUAGCCAGAAAUGCCCUCUUUUCUCUUCCAGUUCCCAUCCUUUCUGCUAGACUAAGAUACUGUGCAGGAAACAUCAUCAAGAACUGCAUCUGCACUAACCUGUCUGUGUCCAAACUAUCUUGUGAUGAUAUCAUCUUCAACCGACUCUACCAGUUUGUGGCAGGCUGGACACUGCUGGGUUCUGACCUCAUCCUUAUUGUUCUCUCCUACUCCUUUAUCUUGAAAGUUGUGCUAAGGAUCAAGGCUGAGGGUGCUGUGGCCAAGGCCCUGAGCACAUGUGGGUCCCACUUCAUCCUCAUCCUCUUCUUCAGCACAGUGCUGCURGUUCUGRUCAUCACUAACCUGGCCAGGGAGAGAAUUCCCCCUGAUGUCCCCAUCCUUCUCAACAUCCUGCACCACCUCAUUCCCCCAGCGCUGAACCCCAUUGUUUAUGGUGUAAGGACCAAGGAAAUCAAGCAGGGAAUCCAGAAACUGCUGAGAAGAUUGUAA
This is a messenger RNA of Urocitellus parryii (Arctic ground squirrel), 1046 nucleotides long. Its product is annotated as olfactory receptor 56A4. The record is from RefSeq and is a predicted model, not a curated record. Gene Ontology annotation, molecular function: olfactory receptor activity; G protein-coupled receptor activity. Lineage: Eukaryota; Metazoa; Chordata; Mammalia; Rodentia; Sciuridae. Gene Ontology annotation, biological process: G protein-coupled receptor signaling pathway. Gene Ontology annotation, cellular component: plasma membrane.